AUGUUGGACGGCAGAGCUCACCAACCCCGAGUUGCUUGCUUGAAUACAUGCUUCAUAACUUGGAGCUGGCUCCAAACAUUCAUUGCCUGUCUACCAGAGGUAUCGACAGCCAACAAUAGCUUCAUUCAGCGCUGGCGCUGUGGCAUAUUUUCGACAAAUUUCAUCACGUCUGCUGGUCGCCAUCACCAUCCGCAGCCCUCAGGUCGUCACUAG
Molecule: messenger RNA, 213 nt
Organism: Colletotrichum lupini
Lineage: Eukaryota; Fungi; Ascomycota; Sordariomycetes; Glomerellales; Glomerellaceae
Exons: 1
Coding region: 1-213 (70 amino acids)
Source: RefSeq, a predicted model, not a curated record